AGGCCGAAAGACCCACAGUGGUAGAGAGAGAGGGGAAUUUCUAGGGUUAGGGUUCUGAGAUUUGCGAGAAAGAUGAGUGAGAGGCUGAGCGGCACCGUCAAGUGGUUCAAUGACCAGAAGGGGUUCGGCUUCAUAACCCCCAACGACGGCGGUGAGGAUCUGUUCGUUCACCAGUCCUCGAUCCGAUCCGAAGGUUUCCGCACUCUUGGAGACGGCGAGACGGUCGAGUACACCGUCGAGGAGGAUGCCGGUGGCCGAACCAAGGCUGUUGACGUGACCGGCCCAGAGGAGGGUCCCGUUCAGGGCAGCCGAGGCGGUGGGGGUGGUGGACGAGGCCGUGGAGGCGGCGGUGGUGGAGGCUACGGUUUUAACGGUGGCUCUGGAGGGCGAAGCGGUGGCGGUAGAGGUGGCCGAGGAGGUGGUGGGUAUGGCGGAGGAGGCUACGGCUCGGGUGGUGGUGGGUACAGCUCAGGCGGUGGAUACAGCUCAGGCGGUGGAUACGGAGGUGGAGGCGGUGGCGGUGGCGCUUGCUUCAAGUGUGGCGAGUCUGGACACAUGGCGAGGGACUGCUCUCAGGGAGGUGGAGGCUACGGAGGCGGUGGAGGCGGCUAUGGAGGAGGCGGCCGUAGCGGUGGUGGAGGCGGAGGUGCUUCUGGAGGGUGCUACCAGUGCGGUGAGUCGGGCCAUUUCGCUCGGGAGUGCCCGAACAGGGGUUAAAGCAGUCGUUUCCAGUUCAGCGUCUGUCUGCCUGUGUUGGUGGUGCUGGUGUGUUUGGUUUUUGCUUAAUUAAGUGUUGGUUUCUAUGAAUCAAAAACUCGUUUCGAGUAGUCGUGGUUUGCGGUUUUAUGGGUCAUCUCUUUUGAUUUCAAUCUAUGGAAACAUGAAGUAAAUGAUGAUUCCUUUUGAUGUAGUAAUUUUUCUUUCUUUCUUUUUGGUUAAGGUUUUUUUAGUGAGGAUUUGGUGUUAAUCUGGCAGAAAAUGUGGAUCUGUGGUUAGUGGUUGGAUGUUGAUUCAUACACAUUAAUAUACUCUGCUCCUCCUUA
Pyrus x bretschneideri (Chinese white pear) is the source of this 1043-nucleotide messenger RNA. Its product is annotated as glycine-rich protein 2. Gene Ontology annotation, molecular function: zinc ion binding; nucleic acid binding. Lineage: Eukaryota; Viridiplantae; Streptophyta; Magnoliopsida; Rosales; Rosaceae. The transcript has a single exon. The record is from RefSeq and is a predicted model, not a curated record. The coding region runs from base 73 to 717 and encodes 214 amino acids.